Hydra vulgaris (swiftwater hydra) is the source of this 4065-nucleotide messenger RNA. Lineage: Eukaryota; Metazoa; Cnidaria; Hydrozoa; Anthoathecata; Hydridae. The record is from RefSeq and is a predicted model, not a curated record.
UUGAAAACAUAGUUUAUUAUUCAACAAGUUUUCUCCUUUUUUAUUCAUCUACUUUAGUUUAAAAAAAAGGUAUGAUUUAUUUUAUAAAGCCUUUUCCAGUCUCCUGUUGGUGUUAUUACCCAGAUGCUUAAUACUUAUUCAUAUUUAUUAUUUUUAUAGGUAUUAUGGCCCCCCAAAAAAAGUUGCUUGUAUUUAAUGGAAAGUUUAAAAAACAUUUAGUUGAUAGCUUUCAAUUGUCUGCUGAUACAAAUAAUGAGUGUAGAAACGGACAUAUACUUUUUGUAUUUAUUGACAAUGGUGAAUUGUAUACCAAAACCGUUGAAAAAGUCAAUAAAUAUUUUGGCUUUAACACAAUUGCAAGUAAUAUUCAAAGUCUUGUGAAUAUAGCUAAAAAACUGGCUGUCAACUACAAAAGAGAUUCUAAACGUUUCUUUGCUUUUUGCAAUGAACCCUUUGCUUUCCAUAAACCUGCCUUGACAACCAGACAGUCAUUACAGCCUACCCCUAGUAGUAAUGUUUAUAUUCUCUCGUGUUCUUCAGUUGCAACAUCAAAACACAUCGACAUAUUAUCUCCAAUUAUUAGUGAACCUUUAGCUUCUACAAGCAAAACUUUAAACUUGGAAAGUAAGCCUACUUCAAGAGAAAAACUUACCACAGAGAAAAAAAUAUUUAAAAAAAGGUUGUCAGACUUAUCUUCAAUGCUUGCUAGUUCUUCUAGAAAUUACCGAAAUAAGAUAGUUUUAGUGAAAGCAAAAUUAAAGAGUAUGCCAUAUAAAUUAAAAGUUUUUAGACAAAGUGUUAAAAGAAAAGAAGAAAUCAUAAAAGCUUUAAGAGCAGAAGUUAGAGACCUAAAACAAAAAUUGCAAACAUAUUACUACAGUAGGCGUAUUCGCAAUCUUAUAACUACAAUAAAGGCAAGAAAAAUUAAAGAGAGAGAAAAGUUAAGGCAGGUAAUGCUCACGCAUAAUAUUUCUAUUAGAGAAAACAAAAUUUCAAUUGCUAGAUUAGAAAAUGAUAUGACCCAAAUGAAGGAGGGUGAUAGUACAGUUGGAUUUAUGUCAGGUGGUGGUAAGACUUAUACAUUACAAAUUAGGAUGAUAAUUUAUAGCAUGUUAUUAUCUAAUGUUCCAACAGGUAACAUUCCAUUUCUAUUUGAGAAAAUUGUACAAUAUUUUGGUGUUGAAUGUUUGCAAAUUCCGCAGCGUAGUACUGUUGAGCAAAUGGCUCGUGAGCUUGGCAGUAUAUCAGACCUGCAAGCAGCAGAGUGGGCUAUCAGUAAUAAUAAUCUUACUCUUGGUUUUGAUGCGACCACACAAGAAGGUGUUCAUGUUAACAGUGUUCACCUAACAUCAAAGAAUAAAUGUCAGGUCAUUGCUCUGGACCAAAUGCCUGGAGGGACGGCUGAUGAUUAUGAAAAACAUAUAUGUAUGGCAGUUGAUCAUAUGGCUUCAGUUUAUUCAGAUUUUCAUUUACUUUCUUUUGACAAAUGUCGUAAUUUGAUCAUCUCAAAUAUAUCAAACACAAUGUCAGACAGAGUAGCAGUAAACCAUCUAACCGUAACCAAAGUUUGUGAAGCCUGGGGGAAAAAUCUGAAUGAACUAAAUUGCCACUUGCACCCUCUUGACACAAUUGCCACUGAAUGUCGUUCAGCAUUAAAGUCUUUAGAAUCUGAAACUUGUGAAUUAUUUGGAAAUGAUUGCAUGGCAGUUAAAAUUGUUUUGGCCAUGAACAAAAUGAGGUUCAAAGAUGUCAAAGGUGAUCCUCAAGGGUUUGUUAAUUUUUUAGACAAUAACAAACUACCACGAUGUAUUAUUCCAAGAUAUCGAGGAAACCGUCUUCAUAUUCUUUUCCAUACAUGUUUUAUUUUUAUAAAACACUAUGCUGAUUUUCUACGUUUUCUGACUACUGGAACAGUAAAAUGCGGUACUUUGCAAUUAGUUUUGCGAACAGCAUUUUGUAAUGCAACUGCAUUAAAACAAAUGUGUGUACUUGGAAUGUUUGGAAAACUUCUCACUGGACCUUGGAUGACAAAGUUUUAUGUCUCAGCUGUGGAUGCAAGUUUUGAUCAUGCCACUGGUAUCCAAGUAGUAAAGAAUAUUUUAACAACACUAAAAGAUUGCGAAUCUAAUCCAGCUGAGCUGUUUUGUAGAACAAAAGAUUUUUUGGGGGAACCGCUUUUACCAAAUAUUUUAGAACCAAUUACAACUUUAUGUGCCAUUGAUGACCAGAUAAUGAAGAUGAUUUCUGCUUGUCUUAAGGCAGUGCAGGAUGUCUUAAUUCGACAAUAUAAAAGGUACUUUUCUCUUUCUAUUACAGCAAUACUCAAGGAGGAGACAGCUAGUGCAAGACUUCACAAUAUUGAUAGUGAAGAAUUAAUAGGUAUGUUUAGCGAAGCUAAAGGAAGAUCCCCACAUGCAACAAUUUGUUAUAUAUCUUGUAAAUUAAGAUCAAAAAAGAAUAAGACUAUAGAUUAUCUAGAAAGUCUAGACCCAAUAUACAGAGAAAAUGUAGUUAAGUGGUCUAUUAAUGCAAGUCGUAAAAAAAGAAUAACAAAUCGACUAGGCCAUGCUGCUUUACGAGCAGAGAUUUCAAAAAGACAGGCAUGCAAAAGACAAAAAAUGGAUGAAAAAGAAAAAAGAAAGCUGGAGCGAGAUUUACGUGUGCAAUCUUUUAAUGAUAUGAAGGAUUUAUAUAAGCACUUGUCUAUCAAGCAACUUUCUGACUUAAAUGAUGUAAUGUCUGAAAGAAUUGUUGGAAGAGAACUUUGCCAUGAAUGGUUUGAUGCAGAUAAUAGCAAGUCUGUCAUGUAUGAUGGGCGAGUAGAAAAAGUAAAUAGAAGAAAAGACGACAAAAUAUUUACUAUUUCUUACUGGAAAAAUGAAGAUACCGAUUCAGAAGUUGUUGACUAUUGUAUGAAAAAGUUCCAACUUGCAGCUGAUGUUAUAUCAGGAGAGUUGAUAUUUUCAUAAAUUGACUAUGUAGUUUUAAAUGUUCCCAUAUGAUGAACUGUAAUAAUAUUAGUUUUAUGGUAUAAGUAUUUAUUAUAUAUAAAUAAAGAUAAAUGAUUUGUAAAUGUAUAUUAUUUGCAUAUGUACCGCAAGUGGUGUGACAUGCAAAAUAGGUACAGCAAAUGGUGUGAUUUGCAAAAUAGGUACAGCAAGUGGUGUGACUUGCAAAAUAGGUACAGCAAGUGGUGUGACUUGCAAAAUAGGUACCGCAAGUGGUGUGACUUGCAAAAUAGGUACAGCAAGUGGUGUGACUUGCAAAAUAGGUACAGCAAGUGGUGUGACUUGCAAAAUAGGUACAGCAAGUGGUGUGACUUGCAAAAAGGUACCUGCAAGUGGUGUGACUUGCAAAUUAGGUGCUGCAGGUGGUGUGACUUGCAAAAAGGCACUAAGUCCUUCCAGGUUAGCCUGCACAUGUCAACUUUUUUAUUCCUUAGUUAGUUUUCACAUGUAUUACACUGUUUAAAAAGUUGUUUGAGUAAAUAUAGAAUAGAUUUUUUUUGAAAUGAAAUUUAGUGUAUAGUCCUUCACAUUACAAAAUGUUUUAAUUUUUUAAAGUAUUUAUACAAAAUAUUGGACUUUUUUUUUUUUUAAAAGGUUUUUUAUUAACAAAAAAAUAAAAAUAAUGUGAAAAUUUAAAGAACCAAAAGUAGAAAGUGACGUGUCAUGCUGAUUUGGCAUGGAAUGACUAAACUGCAAGUGGUUUAACAUUUUUUUGAUAGACGGCUCUGGCUUACGUUCUCGUCGUGUCUAUCGUUAACAAUGAUUAUUAUUAAAUUUCAUUAUUGAAAUUUAAAUUUUUAAUCAUUUACUAAAAGCCAAGACAAAUUAAUUACGUUUUUUUUUCAAAACAAUAUUGAGUUUUUCUUUUUCUUUUAGAUUAAAGUGGGAGGUGGUUACAAUGCUCCAUUUACUAAAAAUAUGGAUACUUUGAUGCAUCUUGUAAUAUAAUUGGAGAGGCGGGGAGGGGGUGAUGAUCUUGCUACCAGAUCAUUUGGCAAUGAUCUGGUAGCAAGUUAUAACAAUUUCUUGUAUAUAAAAAUUACAAAUUUCAUUAAAA